This is a messenger RNA of Chinchilla lanigera (long-tailed chinchilla), 9703 nucleotides long. RefSeq names its product zinc finger, RAN-binding domain containing 2 (gene Zranb2). Gene Ontology annotation, biological process: RNA processing. Gene Ontology annotation, molecular function: lipopolysaccharide binding; RNA binding. The transcript has 10 exons. The coding region runs from base 182 to 1117 and encodes 311 amino acids. The record is from RefSeq and is a predicted model, not a curated record. NCBI's taxonomy places the organism in Eukaryota, Metazoa, Chordata, Mammalia, Rodentia, Chinchillidae.
CGCGUCCCUAAGUUAGAGUCCACGGUUAAAAGGGGAAACCGGUGCGGAACGAACUCGGGUUUCCCUUCGCUCGCAUUAGGGACCGCGUACCUCGAAGGAAGUUACUUAAUUUCGUUUUAAAAAUAGGGAGAGAGUCACUGCCGUGUAAUGAACACCAGGACUAACACAUGUGCGUUGAGCGAUGACAUGUGGAAAUGUAAACUUCGCUAGAAGAACCAGCUGUAAUCGAUGUGGUCGGGAGAAAACAACCGAGGCCAAGAUGAUGAAAGCUGGGGGCACUGAAAUAGGGAAGACCCUGGCAGAAAAGAGCCGAGGCCUAUUUAGUGCCAAUGACUGGCAGUGUAAAACUUGCAGUAACGUGAAUUGGGCCAGAAGAUCAGAGUGUAACAUGUGUAACACUCCAAAGUAUGCUAAAUUAGAAGAAAGAACAGGAUAUGGUGGUGGUUUUAAUGAAAGAGAAAAUGUUGAAUAUAUAGAAAGAGAAGAAUCUGAUGGAGAAUAUGAUGAGUUUGGACGUAAAAAGAAAAAGUAUAGAGGGAAGGCAGUUGGUCCUGCAUCUAUAUUAAAGGAAGUUGAUGAUAAAGAAUCAGAGGGAGAAGAAGAGGAUGAGGAUGCAGAUCUUUCUAAAUAUAAAUUAGAUGAGGAUGAGGAUGAAGAUGAUGCUGACCUCUCAAAAUAUAAUCUUGAUGCCAGUGAAGAAGAAGAUAGUAAUAAAAAGAAAUCUAAUAGAAGAAGUCGAUCAAAGUCUCGAUCUUCACGCUCUUCAUCACGUUCAUCCUCCCCCUCAAGUUCAAGGUCUAGGUCCAGGUCCCGUUCAAGAAGUUCUUCCAGUUCGCAGUCAAGAUCUCGUUCCAGUUCCAGAGAACGUUCGAGAUCUCGUGGGUCGAAAUCAAGAUCCAGCUCCAGGUCCCACAGGGGCUCUUCUUCCCCACGAAAAAGAUCUUAUUCGAGUUCGUCAUCUUCUCCUGAGAGGAACAGAAAGAGAAGUCGUUCUAGAUCUUCUUCUCCUGGUGAUCGAAAAAAAAGACGAACAAGAUCACGGUCACCCGAAAGGCACCACAGGUCAUCUUCUGGAUCAUCCCAUUCUGGUUCCCGUUCAAGUUCAAAAAAGAAAUAAUGUAUUAAAAUUUACAUCCUAAAAAAACAUCCAGUACAGUGCAUGAAACAGUUUUUAAGAAGUUGAUGUCUUACUUGGUCAGAAGUGCUAAAUCUGCUAGUAGAGGUGCAUGCCUUUAUUGUUUUUCAGAAUAAUACAAUGUGUUUAUUUGUGAAAUUAAUAGUAAAUUGCAUUUUAAGCCAUAAUGCACCCAAAUAAAAGCUCUUUUUUUCAUUAUUUACAUUCAUUCCCCUAAAACCAUUUCAGCUUCAACAAGUACUCUGGAAAAAACGUGCUAUGUUGACCUAGAAAAGAACUUAAACUGUUUGUGUUUUGAGCCUGUGUCAGAGUGAUUCCUGCCAUAAAAAUUUAAACUAAAUUUUAAAGCAACCAACUGGAAAUUUCCCCUGUGCUGAGGGUGCCUUAGAAUCAUCGUCUUUCUUUUACAUAGUUUUAUACCAGUUUUGCGUCACCACAUUUAAUGCAGACAAAUCUUGUGGAUUGCAGAAAGCAUAAGGUGUUAUUCAUUUGCCUUCCUGACCCGUAAUUUGGGCAAGGAAAGAAACCCUUAAUAAUUUAUCAGUUUUCUGCUAAUAUGGUUGCUUGUAUUUCAUAAGGUUUGUCCUGAGUAAAAGUUUAAAAAGGUUUGUGCAGUGUCCUUUUAAAAAAAAAAAAAUCUCGUUACCAAAUACAAUGGGAUAGAAAAGGCUAAGUUGUACUUGAGGAACAAAUUGAAGAAAGGUUUUGAAGUGUAUUUCUUUUUUGGGGGAAGGGCCAACAGAGAUGUGUGAAUUGAAUGUUUACCUUGAGAUGUGUAACUUCAAACUGAAGUUAUUGACAUACUGAAGUUACUGACUAUACUAGUAUGUUCUCCUGAAUGGCAAUUGAAUGCUUGUUUCUGCAUGAUGAAAACAAGAGUCCUUUUUCAUUUUUACAUGAGAAAACUUAUGGCUUAAAAUGCUUUUCAAAGUUUUAUUUCUCAGUUAAAAUCUGGUCAGUUGAGCUCCCUUUUGUUUUCUGGUUUGAAAAUAAGGUUUCUCUUAACAGUAUCUUCAGUGACAAUGCAAGGUAAGUAUAUGAAGGGAAAUCAACAGUUGUGCUUGGGGUCUUUUUGUUAUGGGGUCCUGAUUUCUCUUGUUUUUUAACAUUAUCUACCACAGUUUAAAUAAAAACAAGGUGUUUAGUAGACAGAUCAAACACAAUUAUAUUUGUUUUUUACUUUAAAGUGUUUUCAGCUGAUAUAAAGAUGAAAUCAAAAUAUCUUAUGUAGAAAUAUUUUGAUAAUAUUUUUACAAUGAGCUUUCCCAUGUUUUUUAUGUCUUAAUUGUCCUUGCUACAUUUACUAGGUUGCACAAGAACUUUUACUCUUGUAAUUGUGCCUCAGACUUUUUGAAAGUCCGCCUUCUAAGUUGGCCAGAUGAUCAUCUAGAUUCUACAUGUUACCAUUGGUUUAUUCUUGUGCUUUCUGUAUUUAAAACUGUACUAAGCAAUUGCAAGAUUAUGAAUUUAGCUAAUAGGAGUUGACAGACAAUUCAGAUCAUUAUGAUUUCAUUUGGUUUAACUAAGCUGUACUAGUUCAUUUCAUAAGGAAAUGAUGCUGUAGAAAAAUGUAAAUAAAGUCUGUGAGUCAAGUAUCAAGUGGUGUUUGUUAGAAAUAAACUAGAGAUUUUUAAGCUGUGACCAAAUGUGCAUUUUUAACCUCGCUUCAGUUUUCCUUUGAACUGUUUAGUUUAUAACCUCUUUGUAUUUGCUUUUUAUGUAUGAAUGCUUGGUCUUAAACAUUCAAAAGCCGAGAUCACUGCACAACCUUGUUGGGUACUCAGAAUUUUCAGUUGUGACCUUGAUAGAUUCAAUUUCCACUGGAACUGUACACACCUCUUUCUUGUGAUGAAUAGAAUAUCCUAAGGGCUGGGGAUAUAGCUCAGUGGUACAAGUGCCUGCCCGGCAAAGUACAAGGUCAUAAGUUCAAUUCCCAGUACCCACAUUAAAAAAAAAAAAAGAAUAUCCUAGUUUGCUUCCUGAAUUACUCUUAAAUUAUCACUUUAUUAUGACAUCCAACAGCUAUCUAUUUAACUGCAGACUUUUCUUAAGUUUCCCUUUGGCAGCGUUUCUUCUGACCAAUAUUGGAUGGUAUCCAGUUACAAAUCCCCAAGUUAAGAAUAGGUCUAUAAACCUAAGACCAUCUUUGCACAAUGACCAAGAAAAUUAGGUUAAACUAUCAGGGAGUUAAGCACUUGUUCAGGGGACCUGCAGGCAAGCUAUUUGGGACUCACCUCAUGUUUGAUGAGAGAUUGCAGUGUUACCUCUAUGGAAAACAAAAUAAAAUCUUUAGGAAAAUAAGUAUGAGAUUGUUAAGCCAAUUCUUCAGAUAUUUUUAAUCUAAUAACUUGGUAAAGAAGCUGUAAUUUCAGUCAGUCAUUACAAGGUACACACCCUGGAAAAGUUGCAAAUACUGUAGAGAGGAGUUUCCAAAACACCUCCACCCAGGUUCCUCUGUUACCAUCUUAUGUUACUGUGUUUUCCAAAACCCAGAAGCCAGCGUUAGUAUACUAAUUCUGCUCUGGAUUUUACUUGAUUUUGUCAUUUUUCCCAUUAAUCUCUUCCAAGAUCCAGUCUGCAGUACCAUAUUGCGUGCAGUGUGUUGUUUUCCUAGUCUCUAUUUUCUGACUUUUUCAUUUUGCUUUUGGUGGCUUGGAGAAAUAAUGUCCACGUGUCCUGUAGAAUGUCCCUACUCCACUUCAGAUGUGACUGUACUUUGCUCAUUACCACACUUGGGGUGGUGGGUGUUCGGAAUGAACACAGAGAAGCGGCACCUGUCACAUCUGUGCGUGGCACAGAACAUCCACACCUGCGGAGAUGGUAACCGUCAUCUCAGUGCGGUAGGGUUUGCCUGAAUUACCACUGUAGUUAAUUUUUUUAUUUAAUUAAAGUUUUACUAAUUGCGCUCCACCCCUGUACAAUUGGGGGAAUUAAGCUCCACCUCUUAUUGGAAGUGGAUAUCUAUAGCUAUUCAGAAUUAUUCUUAAAAAAUCUCUUUCAGUCUAUGUCCAUAGGUGCUCGUUCUAUUUAUUUGUUGCUCAUUGUUCCAGCCUCGGCCAUUGAGGGUUCUUCCACAUUGUGUCCUGUGUCCUGUGAGACAUACCUCUGUUUUCCAAUAGAAACAAAACGAAUGAUGGAGCAAGUGAGGGGAGAAUUAUUGGAUAGCUGUCACAUAGGGAAAGGGAAUGACCUACAACAGUGGUGAUGCUGAGGAAGGUAGUUUUAAUCUUAAAUAGGAGCCUGGAUAUUUACAUCGGGAGUGAUGGGACAUUGGACUCAGAUUGAGAGUGAUCAGUAAACACUAUGUUGUUUCUUUCCAGCCACAUUGAAUUAACUGGGUGCUUGGUUAGAGUACAGGAUAUUGUAGCAUGUCGUCAACGUACAAAUUAAGAUGUGUGUAUGUGUGUUUGUGUUUCUAAAUGGUUAGCCAAAUAAAAGGUAUGGAAAUAAUACUUAUAAUACCUAGGUAAAUUAAUUGUUAAAGAUCUCAAUUUAGUGGAGGAAAGGUCUUUGGACUUUAGAGAUAAAGUCUGAAAAAUUAAAAUCAUCAGUCUUAAAGGACAAGUUUUUAGAUGAGUAAAGUGAGCUUAGCUUAAAACACUGAAGACAUCAUGUUUUCAGAGAUCCAGGAAGACUAUGUGGGGAGCCUUGGAGAAAAAGAAGAAACUUGUGAUAAUCCUGCCAGAAUUAAGCUGGAACACAUUGAACACUGAAAACAAUAAUUACUUGAAGUUGUUGGUAUUGAACCCAGAACUAAGGCAGUUUUGUACCUUCUUGACAAAUGUCUGUGCCCCGUUGUCAGGUCACCACAAAGGCUGAAUACCUCAAUCUGAAUGUAAUAGGUAAAGUUUGGUUUAGUGAAUGUGAUGCAGAAGUAAAGUUGGUUUUAAUCUGUUUCUCCCAUUGAACUGAAAGUACUUAAGUUUUAGUUUGUAGUGACUGACCCCGGGAAAGAUUGCUGCAUAAGGUAUCACGCCCAUUAAGUGGCAGGACCAUCUCCUAGGAACUUGAUGAGAUUCUAUAAGUGCUUGCACUAGUGUCUGGUACAUAAGUAUACAGCAGGCAUUGGCCAUCUUUACUCCCACCCCAUGUUUGUGGUUAGGUAUGUGUAUACAUGGUUUUUACAUAUGCAGAAGUUUUUCAUGAUGAUUAAUUUUUUACAGAGCACCGAAUGUAUGUAUCUGCCUCCUGUAUCAUUUUUAAAUGUCAAACCAGUCUACUAUCACAUUUUACACUGACAACAUCAGUACUUUGGGGAACCUUGAGAUUUUCCAUUUGCCUUUCACUUGAAACAAUCUCAUUUAUCUAGAACUGAUAAUACUUCCUAAUCUUCGGUGUCGGUGGGGAUAUUGCAUUUGCUUCCUAGAAUGUCCUGUGGUGUACAGGUUUCAAUAGUGCUUAGUUUGUUACAUUGAGCAUUGAGUCUUAGAUUCCAGAAUCUUCUGAACUAUUGAAAAAUUUGGUUUGUGUCAUUUCUUUGUGUACCACCUUUCAGUGCCAUCCAGAAUUAAACAAACCAUUUGCAUACGAUAAAAAGGUCAUGUUUUCUUUUCCAGGAUUCACACCUCCCCUGAAGUUAGGGUUCUUAGCGCGAUCUGAGGUUAGCCGUGUAAGUGAGAACACACUGCCGCCACCUCAGUACUGUCUCCUUCGAGCUUUGUGACUGUUGAGGACACAAGGAUGCCGUGCUUGCUGCCUCUGAGUUUCCCCAGAACUGGAGUGAAAUUCCUGAAAGGGGUGGGUUCUCUUGCCCUAAGGUCCCUUACCCUGACCAUAGGCUUUCAUUUUUAGCAAGCAUUCAGUAUUGGGUGAGCCAGCUAAUACCUAAUACUUUCCUUAAACAAUUUUUAUCAGUUUUCUCCAGUGCUAAUACAGAAUACAUGCUUGCUUACCAAGAAACGUGCUUUGGUUGCUAAAGCUUUUAUUUUGAAUUUAUACUUGUAAGAAGGACCACUAUACAAACCAGUGGGGUAGACUUAAGUUUAUCUUUGCCCUGUUAAUGCAUAAUAAGGCCAUUUGUUCACCGAGAAAACAUGCAAGUUACCAGUCCAUUUGCUCCGCAGUGUAAGAUAGACUCCUUAAAAGCUGCAUGCAACUUUUGCCGAGAGCUACACAUGAAACAUUUACUUAUGCACUUUGUUGGACCAUGAAGCAGUCCUGAAUGUCAAAAGCAUUUACAUCGCUGGCCACAGAGUUAACCUGGGAGUUGGUGACAAAACUGGGCAGUAAGAGUUCGAAAUCACCUCCUCGGGACAAAGAGAUAACGAACUUUGGCGUUUUUAAUGUGAAUAAGUGAUUAGGAAGCGCCAGUGGGGUUUAGCUAGAUGUGCCUUUGCGAGUCUGUAAAGGAAGAAACAGUAAGUCCCUUAAGUUUUUACUUCAUGAAUGCAGUAAAAUAAUAGAUAAUAUGCACAUUUGAAGAUGAGAGGUAAAAUAGGAGCAGGGGGCUUGAAGUCAACGUGUAUCCUGUCACACCAAACCCCGUUUCAGUAUAUUAGCUGUGAGGCUGUGGAAGCUGGUGUAAUCUGAGAACGCGACGAGGUAGAUGGAGUUCAUGCUGCUUUCCACUUGCCUCCCUUGGGUGAGCUUGCCAGUUUCACUGUAAGCAGUUUCUCUGUAGAGCCUUGUAUUCUCCAGCUUGAGGUGGAUGUGAGGACAAGAACUCUAGUGUUCAUAAGAGCACUGAAAGGAGCUGCACAGAUGUGUGAACACAUAGAGAGGCCUUAAGUCUUCAGACAGGCAGUGACUGCGGAAACCACACAUGCAAGAAGCUCUUGACAGCCUCAGAAAAAGCCACAUGGAAGACUCAAAUUGCUCGAAGCCAGGAGAAGGAAAUUUUAGAAGGCGGCCAAAGAGGAAAUUUCUGUAUAGAGGGAUAAUGACCCAACUUCUCAGAAGCAGUGCAAGGCCAAAAGGUGAUCCAGUAUCUUGUACUGAAAAAAAAAAUUGUUCUGGUACACAAAAUAUAUUUUGAAAAUAAUAGAUGAAAUAUGAGUAUUUAAAAAUUCCAUCUCAUAACAAAGGUACUUUUGGCAUAGCAAACCAUGGGAAUCUGCAUCUCCACAAAUCAUAGGAUGUGCAAACAGUAAAUACAAAAAGUAAUCAUUUAAAGAAAAUGUAUGCCCGGCAUGGUGGGCAUGCGUGUAAUCCCAGCAUUUGGGAGGCUGAAGCAGAAGGGUUGUGGGUUCGACACCAGCCCGGGCUGCAAAGUGAACUCAGGCCAACCUGAGCUGCACAGCGAGGACCUUGUCUCAAAAAAAAAAAAAAAAAAACUCCUAGGAGAAAAAAAAAAUGUGACGAGAUAUGUACAAGUAAAAUGUAAAAGGCAAAGAAAGGGUAAAAUGUCCUUUCAUAAGUUGUUACAGAAUACCCUGUUAUGCAAGGCAUACUGAUACUUAAGAUGCUGACAGGCCUAAAUCAACCUGAAAUUUGCUGACAGAUGAGCAAAUUACAGAGGCAUGGGCAAGUUAACCUGCAGACUAAGAAAGCAGGUAUGGGAAACUUAAAAACUCAACAAAGAACAAUUAGCUGCAUACAACAGGAUGGGCAGUAUUGGCACUUUGAAUACAGAUAAACAGCUGUCAGGUGGCGCAAACGGUAGUACACAGAAAAUGGAAUCAAGUCACUACAGUACGUAGCUACAAUAUCCAGUUUUGAAUAAGAAAUUACUAGGCAUUUCAGGAAACAAGGUGGGAGGAAAGUACAAAAUAAUUGAGUACACUCAGGUGUUUGAGUUAGCAAAGACUUCAAAGCCUUGGGGAAGGUAAUUACAGAUGUUCUUUAAUAUUUUUAGUGUAUGUUCUUCCUGCCAAAGAAGCGCUAUUCUUCCUUUAAUGAUGUACCCAUUUAGUGACUAUUCAGAUGUAAGACUGAGACACACUUAAAAUUUACUGUCUGCCACUCAUACAGCCCUUUGGUAUUUUUGUUUUUGGUUUUUUUGAUGCACUUCUGUACAUCAUCUUGAAAGCUUUAGUGUCUUUUGUGCAGUUCACGUUGUUUAUACACUACUACAAUUUUUGCUCUUUGUGCUAUGUGGUAUAGUACUGUAGUUUUUAUAUUACACAUUAGAGCAUUGCAAGAGUUAUGCAGAUAAAAGCAAAGUUAUCACGGAGUUGCCCUUGAGCAUUUUUUUCUGCAUAUUGUAUACCUGCUCUAUACACUUUCUCAUUUAGUGACCAUUUAACUUAAUGACCUAGUUGCAGGAACAGAACUCAUUAAAGGAAGAAUGCCUAUAGCCUGUUGUAUUUGGGGGACAUUCAUUAAGCAUGCUGUGCAAAUAAGCUGCAGUAAUGAAAAGAGUUGUCAUCAAAAUGUGUAUUUGCAUUAUGUCUGAUGGGGGAAAGAUGAGCUACCUGACGUUUCCAGAAAGUACAUAGUUUGCCUGUUUUUAACAGAAGGGAAGUGGUGUGCAGCACAGGCUAAUGAGACUCGUUGCUCACGUAAUACAGGCAGACCAGCUGUGCCAAAGGGCUAGAAAAAUUCAUCGGUGCACUCGGUACUGGCACGCUUCUUAGGGACUAUUUGUUUCCAACGGUUCAUCAGGUGAUGAUAAAGCUGAUUCAUUGGAAGGUAAAUUCUCAGAUACAGACUCUUUAGAAGUGAUGUUAACCUUUGAAACUGAUAAUGUAUCAUAUGUGUGCACAUUUUUCAAGGGUUGUAUAUACACUUCCAAACCACAGGAAACAAGCAACUACGUUGUGUGUUUAAUGUUUGUCUUACGUUUCAGGCUAGUCAGCUCCUUUACUACAUUAUAUGUAUUUCUAUCCUCCGAGGUACUUACUGCAGAGGUGGACAAAGCAGUGGCUCCUUUAAAGCCAGUUUCCUUCUCAAGGAUGUUUGGCAUUUCCGAUUACUUUUGCAGAGCCAAGGAGGUUCGUGGUUGUGUGCUAUUUUAUUAGUACCUUAGUCUCAUUGGUCUUCCAGUGACCUGCAGGAGCUCCUUCAUUAAUGAGCCAGGACUGCACAUUUGAAGAUGCGAAGACACCAGGAAAGGGCAUGCGAUGAUAUACGGGGAUAGAUGCUCUGUUGAUUUACUGAGGAUCAUACCUGGGUUGCAUCUGUUUUGCAGUCAUGAUUAUUGAGCACUUUCUAUAUCAUUGCUGUGUCAUAAGGUAUCCUGGAUUUUCUGAAUAAUUUUCAUCCCUACCUUUUCUGACAGGGAUCAGUAUUGCCUGAACCCACCUGAUGAUUUGUGAUGCCUGCUGUACUUUAUUUUAAUGAUUAUUGGAGAGCAUGUGUUCAUACAAAAAACAAAUGAUUUUCAUUGAAAUAGUUUGAUAAUAUGUCUAAUACAGACAUUGUUCAUGUAAUGACCUACCUGUGUAACAACUCUGGACUUCAAACCGAGGUGCACUGUUAGGACCUAGGACCCCUUGGAUUUACAACUUUUUUUGUUGUUGUUCUUGGUACAUUCUGUUCAUAGAGCCUCAGGAUGUGUUUUGUACAGUGCACAUUUAUACAGUACUACAGUUUUGGCUGAUCGUACUGUACAGUACUGUAGAUUUAUGUUCGGCUAUGUACUACAGUACUGCAUGGAAGAGUUAUACAAAUAAAAGUCAUUAAGUUGGA